GUCGCCAUUUUCCAUAUUCGGUCUGCACGUACCUUGGUGCCGCGGCAGGUGAGUGGAAGAGAUGGAAAACUGAAAGGGCGCGCCCUCGGCAAGUCUCGCAGUGACUCAAUUGGCAUUGGGCUCCUGGCUGGUGAGGGGUUCUGUGCUUGUUUGCGGGUGGUGGCCGCCAGGGCGCUCGUCUGGGGCAGGUGUCGACGAUGGUGGCCUCGACCCACUAUUUUUAUCCUUACAGUGACUCGACCCAUUGCAUUAUAUCAACUUUAUAUCCCACCGUGGCAUAAGACUGGUCGAGCCAAUUCGCAUCCAUUGUGGCCUGGCUGCCUGUCGCAAUUCGAUUGCCCAUCUCCCUAGAUAAAGCCAUGACCUCGCAGGCUUCGCGGUCUACGGCAGCGGCCCUGGGCCGGCUGGGCCAGCUCGCCCGACAGGCUGGACAGCGGCGGCAGCAGCAGCAGGUGCGCUUAUACUCGGCCGCCUCGGCCGACGCCAUCCCGCCCUCCAAGAAGAAGUACGUGCCCUCGAGCGGCACCUACCCGCGGGCCUUCCGGGCGUCGGGCAUCGUGGUGGGCGUCAAGCCGGGCAACAAGACCAAGCCCGACCUGGCCCUGCUGGCGUCGGACGUGCCGUGCGCCGCCGCCGCCGUCUUCACCAAGAACCGGUUCCAGGCGGCGCCCGUGACCUUCAGCCGCGACCUGCUGCGGCGCAAGGGUAACGCCGGCGUCGCGGGCGUCAUCGUCAACUCGGGCUGCGCCAACGCCGUCACGGGCAAGGGCGGGCUCGAGGACGCGGCCGCCAUGGCGCGCGAAGCCGACCGCGCCUUGGGCGGCGAUGACGGCACCCUCGUCAUGAGCACCGGCGUCAUCGGCCAGCGCUUGCCCAUCAAGCGCAUCCUCGACAAGGUCCCCGCCGCCGCGGGCGCCCUGGGCGCGUCCCACGACCACUGGCUCGCCUGCGCGCGCGCCAUCUGCACCACCGACACCUUCCCCAAGCUCGCGUCGCGCACCUUCCACCUGCCCUCGUCGCCCGGCGUCGAGUACCGCAUGGCCGGCAUGAUAAAGGGCGCCGGCAUGAUCCACCCAAACAUGGCCACACUGCUGGGCGUCAUCGCCACCGACGCCCCCGUCGCCCCUGCCCUGCUGCCCGCCGCCCUGCGCCACGCCGCCGACCGCUCCUUCAACAGCAUCACCAUCGACGGCGACACCUCGACCAACGACACGGUCGCCCUGCUCGCCAACGGCGCCGGCGGCGGCCGCGAGGUCGCCGACGAAGCCUCGCCCGACUACGCCCGCUUCCGCGACGUGCUGGCCGCCUUCGCCGCCGACCUAGCCAAGCUCAUCGUGCGCGACGGCGAAGGCGCCACCAAGUUCGUCACGGUCCGCGUCGUCGACGCCGCGACCGAGGAGGCCGCCCGCAAGGUCGCCAGCACCAUCGCGCGCUCCCCGCUCGUCAAGACGGCCCUGUACGGCAAGGACGCCAACUGGGGCCGCAUCCUAUGCGCCACGGGCUACGCGCUCGUCUCGGAGCCCGGCGCGCCCGACGCCGCCGCCGCUGCGCCCGAGGCCGACUCCAACAUCGCCCCCGACAGGACUAGCGUUUCCUUCGUGCCCACAGACGGCACCGCCGAGCUCAAGCUGCUGGUGAAUGGCGAGCCCGAGCAGGUUGAUGAGGUCCGCGCCGCAGAGAUCCUGCAGCUCGAGGACCUUGAGAUCCUUGUCCGGCUGGGCACCGGGUCCGCCGAGGCGACCUACUGGACCUGCGAUUUCAGCCACGAAUAUGUGACUAUUAACGGUGACUACCGUACAUAGUGGCGAUUAUGCAUCUAAGUGACGGCCAUGUAAACUGAUGUCUUUGCUUUCAUAUCAUGAUAGACAGCUGGGGAAAAGGCAACUAUUUACAGCAUCUAAUAUAAAAAAGACACUUGGACACGAGGGCUAUCCAGAUUUAUCGUGCGGGCACCAAUGCAGGGUAUGAUGCAUGUUUUCACCCAACAUAGUGAUUACACCAACCUAAAAUUUCAAAUAUGCA
This is a messenger RNA of Gaeumannomyces tritici R3-111a-1, 2022 nucleotides long. RefSeq lists its product as hypothetical. The transcript is spliced from 2 exons. The record is from RefSeq and is a predicted model, not a curated record. Bases 360 to 1802 code for a protein of 480 amino acids. Gene Ontology annotation, cellular component: mitochondrial matrix. Lineage: Eukaryota; Fungi; Ascomycota; Sordariomycetes; Magnaporthales; Magnaporthaceae. Gene Ontology annotation, molecular function: L-glutamate N-acetyltransferase activity, acting on acetyl-L-ornithine as donor; L-glutamate N-acetyltransferase activity, acting on acetyl-CoA as donor. Gene Ontology annotation, biological process: L-ornithine biosynthetic process; L-arginine biosynthetic process.